UGCAAGUGGGAAAGGGCCUACAACAAGCCGGUGUUUUCCAACAAGUCACACCAGGCCAUAUGUAUCAAUCACCCUGCAGCUGUCUUCGUAUAAUUACAUAAAACUGUACAAAGAAAGUCUUCUGUUUUAAGCAAUGGUGGAAGAUAGGUGAAACUGUGCGGAAUUGACAAGGGUUCCGGUCGAUCAACAUCUUUAUAGCUUUUCAGGCUAUGAAAAAAGAAAUUAAGCUUCGCUAUGGCAUCUCCUUCAGCUGCUUCUUGCAUGCUUCUUUAGUCUGCGUUCUGCUGCUGUGCGGCGCCAGAUGCGAGACUUACACGGUAGGUGAUGAGGAUAAUUGGAGCAUUGGAGUCAACUAUCUCGCCUGGUCUACCAAGUACAACUUCACGGUUGAUGAUAUUUUGGUUUUCAAGUAUACAAAAGGGGAACAUAAUGUGUAUGAAGUGAGUGAGGCCACCUUUCGAUCUUGCGAUGCAAGCAGCGGAGUUGUGGCAAAAUACACAACUGGAAGCGAUCAAAUUGAGCUCAAAGAAGCCAAGGAGUAUUGGUUUAUUUGUGACAUAUCUGGGCACUGUCUGGAUGGGAUGAGGUUUGGUGUCGAUGUAAGUCAAGCAGGCGCAGCCAGCAAUACUACUGCAUCAGGAACGUCUGCUUCAGCUCCACUGCCGUUCAAUCCAAACCCAAAUAAUGCAUCCGAAAGAGGGACUUCUGUGAUUUACCUUCUUCUUGUACUUGAUUUACUAUUGAAAUUUUUUGAUGAUGCUAAAUAUUUAUACUAGUAUGAUGUAGAGAACUUUUUUUUUAUUAGGGUAUGUAACUGAAAAGAUUGAAGUGAUUGUCAGUGGAUGCUGUGUUUGAUAUCCAAUACUACUACUAUUUGCCCAGUCUUGCUCCUAUUCUCUCUCACUAGCUGCCGUUAGCAGUAAAGGGCUCUCAAAACAAAGGAUUUAGAAGGAAAAAGUGGAUCCAUUGUACUGCA
Molecule: messenger RNA, 976 nt
Organism: Coffea arabica (coffee)
Lineage: Eukaryota; Viridiplantae; Streptophyta; Magnoliopsida; Gentianales; Rubiaceae
Source: RefSeq, a predicted model, not a curated record